CGACAAAAACCACCCAUCUGCCUGCGUACUCGUCUCGUCUCUUUACUCUUAUUAGUAUCUUUCCCUCUCAAGCUUUCAUUCGGUCAAAUUGUGCGAUUGGUUGGUCAUCGUUGUGGGUGACAGCUAACUCUGCCUAUAAAGCUCGGUUUCACACUUGAUUUUUUUCCUUUGUUCACGGGUUCAAGCUUCCUUGCUUUGUUUUUGUCGGGUAUUUUGAGUUGGGUUUUUUCUACUUUGUAUAAUCUUUGGCAGCUGAAGGCUGGUGAGAAAGAGUGAGCAACUUGAAGCUUGAGCUUUGAGGUUUUUGUUCAUGGGUUCGUGCUUUAGUGUGAGAAUCAAAGCUGAGAGUCCUCUUCAUCAUGAUCCAAAAUCUGGCAGCAAAGGUGGAUAUGAUGCGAGUGGAACUAGCAGCACAGUGCCUUCAACUCCUCGGACUGAGGGCGAGAUCUUGCAGUCUUCCAAUUUGAAGAGCUUUAGCUUUGGUGAACUAAAGGCAGCCACCAGGAACUUCCGCCCCGAUAGCGUGCUGGGUGAAGGAGGAUUUGGCUGUGUCUACAAAGGAUGGAUUGAUGAACAUUCACUAACACCUGCCAGGCCUGGAACUGGCAUGGUUAUUGCUGUGAAGAGGCUUAACCAAGAGAGUUUCCAGGGUCACCAGGAAUGGUUGACCGAAAUCAACUUUCUCGGGCAGCUUUAUCAUCCAAAUCUUGUGAAAUUGAUUGGAUACUGCUUAGAGGAUGACCAUCGCCUUCUUGUGUACGAGUUUAUGCCAAAGGGCAGCUUGGAGAAUCAUUUAUUUAGAAGGGCUUCUUAUGUUCAACCACUCUCUUGGAACCUUCGAAUCAAGAUUGCUCUUGAUGCUGCUAAGGGUCUGGCAUUUCUUCAUAGUGAUAAGGCCAAAGUGAUAUAUCGAGACCUUAAGGCUUCCAAUAUCCUGCUUGAUUCAAACUAUAAUGCCAAACUCUCUGAUUUUGGGUUGGCCAAGGACGGGCCAACAGGUAGUAAAAGCCACGUUUCAACUCGAGUAAUGGGUACUUAUGGGUAUGCAGCACCUGAAUAUAUGGCUACAGGUCAUCUAACUAAGAAGAGCGACAUAUACAGUUUCGGCGUUGUGCUUCUUGAAAUUUUAUCUGGCAGGCGAGCUAUAGACAAAAGCAAACCAUCAAGGGAACAAAAUCUAGUUGACUGGGCAAGGCCUUAUCUUGGCAGCAAACGCAAAGUUUUCCAAGUAAUGGACGCCCGACUAGAAGGCCAGUAUUCACUGAAAGAUGCACUAAAAGCAGCUAAUCUUGCAGUACAAUGCCUAUCGACGGAGCCAAGGUUUAGACCAAAGGUGGAAGAAUUGGUAAAAGCAUUGGAACUAUUGCUCGAAUCCAAUGACAAUGAGGAAUCUAGAGGUUCUCAAAGUGAAAAACCCCGAAAACGCUAUCGAAGUUCAAGCAACGAUCCUAAAAAUCGUAGAAGUACCAAAGAAAUUUCUGCUGGAAAAGCUGCCUCUAAUCCAAAGCCAACCGCUUCUCCUCUGCGUGCUUAGAAGAGUGAAAUAAAUGCUUUGCUACUCACAACUAUCCAAAGGAAAUUAUGAAUUUCAUUGUAUGAGUAUAUAUAGUUUGUUAACAUAAUGAGUCUGCUAUUGUACAGUUCUUCAUUUCCAUGACAUCUAAAUUUGACAUUUCUUUGCGGUGUUC
Messenger RNA from Manihot esculenta (cassava), 1688 nucleotides. Its product is annotated as receptor-like cytoplasmic kinase 176. The record is from RefSeq and is a predicted model, not a curated record. Lineage: Eukaryota; Viridiplantae; Streptophyta; Magnoliopsida; Malpighiales; Euphorbiaceae. The transcript is spliced from 6 exons. Gene Ontology annotation, biological process: protein phosphorylation. The coding region runs from base 311 to 1534 and encodes 407 amino acids. Gene Ontology annotation, molecular function: ATP binding; protein kinase activity.